ACUUGAUGUCAUUGACGAAUUAUAACGUCAUAGAUUAUUUAUUAAACUAUAAUACGCAGGGAUACGUUAACACUGGGAGCAUUACAAUCGAUGUUAAUUAUUAAUUUGUUUUCCAUGGUUUCUGUAUGAUCUAAAUCUUUUCAUCUAUCCGCUUUGCUCGAGUAUAUCCUCUGAUCUCAAGUUCUAUUAAUCAAAAUGUCAUACGCUGGGAGAAGUACCCGAACGUCUAACGAACCGGUUCUAUUACCUCAUGUUUUUAAUACAACCGAACUGAAUUAUGCUGAACUGAGUAAGUGGAACCUAGAUAGUUCAGUAUUCGGCUUUCAUGAAGAUAUUCUCAAGGAUAAGAGUGCUGCAACUGCACAACCGACUGUCAUCACACCCAGUGUUCAAGUUGCCUCCAUAAGGGCCAACAGAAGGAGACCGACCUACGCUGCUAAGUGUGUAAAAAAUGAAUCGGCCGAGGAAUCAGCCGAAUCGUCAAGUGACGCUGAUAAUAGAACGGCCACAGCAAAGGAUAUACGCCGCAACAAGAUACUGCAUUAUCGUAAAUUGCUAACUGCGACAGUGAAAGUAAAGACCGCUAUUUUUCAUGCAAAGGUGAUAGUUAUGUGUAGCAAAGAUGGAAAGUGCAUUGAAUGGUACAAAAAUAAGGAUUCGGAAGGAGACGAAAAUAAGCGACAGCUAAUCGGAACCCUACCAGUUGCCAAAAUAACUAACUUCAAAACAAAGGUAGACAAUCUCAGAUAUUUGGAGAUUACAGCUGGUACCAAUACGUAUAUUUUUGUGUUCAAGACGAGGGAAGAACGAGAAAAAUGGCAAAGUGAUUUUGAUAAUUUUGUCAAAUUUAUGAAGAUGAUAUGAAAAGCAGGGGAAGUAUUGGCAUGGUUCCAU
Molecule: messenger RNA, 894 nt
Organism: Babesia bovis T2Bo
Lineage: Eukaryota; Apicomplexa; Aconoidasida; Piroplasmida; Babesiidae
Exons: 4
Coding region: 196-864 (222 amino acids)
Source: RefSeq, a predicted model, not a curated record